Molecule: messenger RNA, 1974 nt
Organism: Nilaparvata lugens (brown planthopper)
Lineage: Eukaryota; Metazoa; Arthropoda; Insecta; Hemiptera; Delphacidae
Exons: 2
Coding region: 1128-1595 (155 amino acids)
Source: RefSeq, a predicted model, not a curated record
GUUAUGUAAGCUUUAAUUUGUUAUAUUACAGUCAAGUCCUUAGGAUACAUAGUUUUUGAGUUAUAUGCGAGAAACCAAAAAAAUGGUAACUUUAAACCACUUCCAACCCUUCAGCACAGUGGGUAGGGGUGGGGACUUUUGAUAUGUUUACCUCCUUACUACCCUUAAAAGAACUGCGUGGUCAAAAAUUGUCUUCUCAACUUUUCCCUCUAUGGCUGGACUAAAUAACGAACUUGUUACUUGUAAUAAACAUCAUGUGUUUUCAUAGUGACAUUAUAUUACUUUUUUCUCCAGAUGAAUUACUAUUCUAUAAUUCACUUUCAAGAAUUAAAUAUUAAAUGGAGAACUCAGCAUAUAAAAAACAUAAGCUCUCCAAUUGAAUUAGUGGUAGCUAAGGCUGAUUUUUAUCAGUCAUAACCGAUUUAUCAAAUAAAUUAACGAAAUAUCAUAAAAAUUGGAGGUGAUUAACAAUGGUGAAGUUGGAGAAAAGAUAUUUUGACAUUGAAGUUAUGAUCGAGGGCUCGAUGUGGACGGUUGUAACUCGGCUGACUGGUCGCUUAUCUGUGUGUACGUGCUAGCUAAGGCAUUCCUGUUCCGACGAUACAAUUUGACUUCACUUAUCGACUCAUUCUCUCUUCAUAGUCAUAAACUCACUUCGCUUAUUAACUCUUUCUCUCUUCAUAUCAAAUUCUAUAUUCUUCAUAUCCGUAAAUUCAAUAUGAGUGACAAAUGUAACAAGUGUAAAAAAUCGAUUGGUGGUAAGAGGCCGAAGAUUCAGUGCAGUGAUUGUGUGAACGUAUACCAUGGCGCCUGUGUCAACCUAUCUGCAAACGACAUAAGCUUUUUUGGGGAGAGGAUAGCUGCUGGAGAUGUACGCCAUGCAGGAACCUGAGAAGAAAUAGUCGACGAGUGGAAUUAGCCAUAUUGGAAGGAAAUACGGAAUCACAGGUACUUGCUUAUUUGAAAGAGAAACAAAUGAAAAAUUCAAAUCUCUCGAAACCGAGCUCGGCAAAUCUGUGGAAGCAUGUCACCAAAGGAUCGAGGACUUAGUCAAAAUUGUUGAAGAUCAAUCAAAGCAACCGAAGGACUACGAAACUAAUUUCGACAAACUCACUCAAGAGAAUGCUAUGGUGCGAAAAAAGGUUAGUGCCAUGGAAUACCAAUUGGACGAUGCCGAACAAUACUCGCGCGUUAACUGCUUGGAGAUAAAUGGCAUUCCGGAAAUCAACAAUGAAAACGUGGUGGAAACUGUGAAGACGAUCGCCAAAUCUCUCGAUGUUGCAUUGACUGAAGAAAGCAUCAACGCUUGCCAUCGCCUGGGCAACAAGCAGGACGGAAGGAAGCGGGGGAUAAUCGACAAAUUCACCCGAAGAUUCGUGAAGGAGGAGCUACUACAAAGAAGAAAAGUGAAACGCAACUUCAACACAAGCGAUAUAGGACUCAGUAGUGGACCCGCCGACACAAUUAACAUCAAUGAAAGUCUCACGCAGAAUCGUCGAAAAAUCUUGAAUGCUGCUCGUGAAGAAAGAAAAGAACUUUGCAUUCAUGUGGGUGAAGAACGGCAAAGUAUUCCUGAGAAAAACAGAGGGAGAUAAAGUCAUCGUUCUCACCAGUCUCGAUCAAGUGACUGCCCUGAAGGAAUGACUAUUUUAAUCUGUCUCAACCCUGGGAUAACUUGCUGAAGGACAUCAAAGGAUAAAUUCAUCGUUGGAAUAACAGCUGGAAAUUUUAUCGUCUGUCGAUAAUGGAAGUGCGCGAGCGAGUGCAUGUGUGGGUUAUUCCUCAGCUGAUCUCACGAAAAACAUAAUCUAGCAAAAAAAAAUUAUUUUUGUUUAUUUUUUUUUAUAAAACAUGUCAACUUCAUAAAGUCUAAAAUAGUAACUAGAUGCUGUUAGUGUGGAAUAGUACAUAGUAUAUGAACAAAUGUUGUAGCAAACAUAGUAUAUCAUUCUGAAUCUAAUUCAUGGUAUAUCU